AUGUUUGACGAGUCUCUUUUGGAAUUUGAAGAGUCUCUCUCCAGCAUAGGCUCCAGCCACGAGCUUUUGCGCAACAACACCGAUCUCAAAGUGGACUUGAACCGUUUUUGCUCCUCGUCGCUAGGCCACAAAGGUUUCUCCGAACAAGAGCUUUUCUCCUUCUUCACAAACUACGACUACGAGUCUGACGAUGUCACCGUAUGCUACUCUUGCGGCAACCUUGUCGGUUCUUCCAGUAAAGACUGUUGCCGCGCAUAUGUCGCUGACCAGAAACUCGGCUUGCGUUCUCUGUUUGAGAAAAGCUACUGGACGUCCUUCUUUGAAAACCCAUACAAAACCAUCUUGGCGCUCCCCAACUACACGAAAAUGUGUUUUCUUCAGUGCGGAAUGCCUGUGCAACUUCGUUCCAUAGUGUGGCAGCGGUUGAUUCUCAUCAGCCAAACAAACCAGACAGAAAUUCCCGAAGUUUCGCUCAUGUUGUUCAAGAACUUUCAACACUCCUACAACAAGAGCAUCUCCAACCAAAUCAACAAGGACUUAUCAAGAACUUUCCCCUCUGUGGCUUUUUUCCAAAGAGAAGAUACUAUUCAAGGUCUUCUUACCAUUUUAAAUGUCUACGCCAACUAUGAUUUGGACCUCGGCUACUGUCAAGGCUUGCUCUUCUUAGUUGGCACUUUAUACCACCUGUUCAGACAGCAGGAGUUCACUUUCCACGCCUUGUGCAAAAUCAUGGAGUGCGAGCCCGAACUACGCGGCAUAUUUGUCCCACUGACCAUGUCGUCUAUUUUGAACAAGUGGAACGACGAGUUUUCUUCGAUAUUCUCUCGCAUCGACCCGGAAUUGGCCCAGCAUCUUGCCUCUUUCUGCGACUGCAAAGUCUUUUUGUACCAGUGGUGGCUUUCCUUUCUGUUGAUCCAUUCACCAGGCAUGGGGAUCAAUCAGCGCAUUGUUGAUCUUUGCCUUUUGGAAGGGUGGAAAGUCGGUAUCUUCAAAAUCUCCAUGGGCUUGUUGGUUUGCAACAAACCAAUUCUCAUGUCUUUUGGUGAAGGUGACGAGGAAGUUGUCUACCAGCACCUUUUGAACGAGUCUAAAUGGGGCAACAUUGUGAACAGCUUGACGAGUUUUUUCGCUGACCACAUGUCGUCCUGGGACGCCAGCUUAUUUACUUUCAAGAAAGCUGCCCCUGCAAAAACGCACAAGAGAACAGCUACUGCCACAGUCAUUGACGCGUUCAAGAACUUCACAGUCUCUGGGCCUGGAUCUGCAGUCUCCGGCCUCGUCUCUUCUGGAUCUUCAGGAUCCGGCUUUUCUGAACCUCGGUCUACCGGAUCUGUCUCUUCUGCGUCGUCCACCUUCAGCACAGGUAGCUCUCGCAUAGUUGAUACCAGAGUGAACCGGUCAUCUCUGACAGUUUCAACGUCUUCAAGGACAGACUUGGAUUCUGUUUACUCUGACGUUCACAGCACAUGCUCUUCAGAAACCCACCGGUCUUUAGUUGACCUGUUGAAAGUCCCAGGCCGGAAAACGUGCGAGGACACAGCUUCGAUCGCUUCUCGAAACGAAAUGGACAUUUUGGUGCUGGAGAAUCAAGUGUUGAAAUUUCUCUUGAAGAAAGCAUGCUCACAGUUGAGCGACCCGCAAUUGAAGAAUGAGAUUCUCCAGGCGGUGGAUUUGGAUACCAUAUAG
This is a messenger RNA of Clavispora lusitaniae ATCC 42720, 1686 nucleotides long. RefSeq names its product TBC domain-containing protein. Lineage: Eukaryota; Fungi; Ascomycota; Pichiomycetes; Serinales; Metschnikowiaceae. The record is from RefSeq and is a predicted model, not a curated record.